AUGCUGAAGAUGAGCUCUGUAGCCCCGACAUUCGAAWGCGGGGGUAAGUCUGAUGUAAAAAAUUAUAGACCAAUUUCAAUCUUAAGUCAUAUUGCCAAGUUGUUUGGGCUACUGGUGCUACGGAAUAUUAAACUAUCGGUUAACAAUAUAUUAAUUUACGAACAAUAUGACUUCAGACCUGAUCGCUCAUCUGUAUCGAACUUAAUUGUACUUAACAACUACAUUCUUAAAGUUUUCGAAAGUCACUCUCAGGUUGAUGUCACAUUCACGGACUUUGCUAAAGCUUUCGUCAGAGUCGACCACCAAAUUCUCAAGGAUGUUCUGUACGAGUCAGGAUUUGGUGAUCCUAUUCUUUCAUGGCUUAAAUCGUACCUAACGGGCAGAGUUCAAUGGGUCAAAGUUUUUGGGCAUACAUCUAAUGCGAUAAGAAUUCUCUCGGGUKUUCCUCAAGGAGGCCACUUGUCCGCUAUUAUUUUUUCACUAUUUAUUAAUGGCCAAAAAAAUGUGAUACCCUCCGGCCUCCACUAA
This is a messenger RNA of Diuraphis noxia (Russian wheat aphid), 528 nucleotides long. RefSeq lists its product as uncharacterized. The record is from RefSeq and is a predicted model, not a curated record. Lineage: Eukaryota; Metazoa; Arthropoda; Insecta; Hemiptera; Aphididae.